UCCUCGCUCUCGGCUCAGCCCCUCAGUCCAUCCAGCCGCCCGGCGGAUCAGCGGCGCCUCCCACUUGGCACUUGAGUCCGCGCCACGCUCGCCGCUGCCGCCGGGAUCUGGAGCCCCGCGCCAUGGAGCCGGCCUUGGGCAGCGAGCGCCGCAGCCCCCCGGGCCCCGCCGUCCCGCCGCCGCCCCAGGGUCGAGCUCCCUCGGCCGCCGGCCCCAGCACCGGCCCGCUGAGCUCCCCGGCGCGUGAAUCCGAGGAGGAGCGGCAGCCGCGGAUCAGCGAGAGCGGCCAGUUCAGCGACGGGCUGGAAGACCGAGGCUUACUGGAAAGCAGCACCCGGCUGAAGCCUCAUGAGGCCCAGAACUACAGAAAGAAGGCAUUGUGGGUGUCUUGGUUCUCCAUUAUCGUCACGCUGGCCCUUGCUGUGGCGGCGUUCACUGUCUCCGUUAUGAGGUACAGCGCCUCUGCUUUUGGGUUUGCAUUCGAUGCCAUCUUGGACGUCUUGUCAUCGGCGAUUGUCCUGUGGCGUUACAGCAACGCAGCUGCUGUGCACUCUGCCCAUAGAGAGUACAUAGCCUGUGUCAUCCUGGGGGUGAUAUUCCUUCUGUCAUCCAUAUGUAUAGUGGUCAAGGCCAUCCAUGACCUCUCAACCAGGCUGCUACCAGAAGUGGAUGAUUUCCUGUUCAGCGUUUCCAUUCUAAGUGGGAUCCUUUGCAGCAUCCUGGCUGUGCUGAAGUUUAUGCUGGGGAAGGUUCUGACCAGCAGAGCACUUAUAACAGACGGCUUUAACUCCCUCGUGGGUGGCGUGAUGGGCUUCUCCAUUCUUCUGAGUGCGGAAGUGUUCAAGCACAACUCGGCAGUCUGGUACCUGGAUGGUAGCAUCGGGGUGCUGAUUGGCCUCACCAUAUUUGCCUACGGGGUCAAGCUCCUCAUCGACAUGGUGCCAAGGGUAAGGCAGACGCGUCACUACGAGAUGUUUGAAUGAAGGUGGCCAGUGUGGUCCCCAUCUGCAUGAAGAUUGUCAAGGUGGCUAGAGGCUUCCAUGUAGGCAGACGGUGCCAACAUUUGACUGAACAUCCAGUUUUUUUUUUUUUUUUUGAAGUUUUCUUUCUGUCAUCACAGGCCAAGGUCUGCCUAGGGGUGGAUCUGUCUCACACCCAUCACAUACAUUACGUUAGCCAGAGGAGGGGCCCCACUUCCCUAGCUGGCGCCAGAAACGACAUUUUCUAUAUUCUAGAGUAAGAGUUCUCAUGUACUGGGUAAGAGCCCAUCCGUGGUGCUCUAAGUCUGAAACAGACCUGUCCACCUGACAAGGUCCACCUCUCUGUAGUGCCCACAGCCCUCCCACCCCCGUUCUGAAGUCUCUCCUGGCAGAUUUUAAGGGAAGACCGUGUCCCUCAUCCCUAUACAAGCCCCAAACCAUCAGUGUUUCCUUCCUGAUUUCUAUCAAUAUACUUCAUUAGUUUCAUACUGUUUUACUAAUCCUAAACCUAAACAGAUUUGUUCAAAAGGAGACCAUUCUAUUUUUUAAAGUACUUAGUGAUACACGUAUGAGCUUUGCAUGGACGAGCUAAAAUAAGCACAUAACCCUUUCUCAUACGUCCAGAACCUGCACAUCCAUGGAAAAACAGGAUCCAUUUUUGAGAGAUAUGAAACGACAGUUUAUUUGUAAUAAAUAAUGAUAUAAUCUGUAUUUGCAUAUAUCUAUAUGCUGUGUUACGUGGUAAUGGUACAUUACAUUGUGAGAUGGUUUACUCCUCUGUAAGGAAUGAGACGUUCUCAUUGAUGUCACGUUAGGUGUAGACUCCGUAGACGCGUGCCCCUGCCCUGCAACAUUCUGUACCUCUCACAGUACUGCCUGCUGGGCAGCAGUGUCUGGACAAUAAAGACCUUUACCUGUUUUGUAUGGUAUGGGGAGGUCCUCUUUUGAGCGCUGUCGCUGUGUAGCUGCAACACAUGGUACGAUGUCUCUACAGUCCUUGUCCUGAGUAGGUCUUCCAUGACAGCACAACUUGGAAGGGGGUGCUUGUGCCUGGGGUGGGGGGUGAGAGCCCCAAGCAUCUUUGCUGGGCUGUGGAAAUGGGCUUCCGGUCUCUGUAGCUCCUGACACACUACGGGGAGCUGGAGGCCCUGGGAGGCCGACCUCGCCUGGAACAGGGAGGUGGCCACACCGCCUCCAAGUGGCUAACAGAAGGCAUAGUUUGAAUAUCCCUGAGAUCCAAAAAUGCUUUUCUGGGAGCCAACAUGAUACCCCAAGGGGAAAAAUCUCACAUCCUAGGUCCUGUGAUAGAUCAGUCACAACACAGGUACAACUAAAGAUAAUGUGUAUGGGUACAGUGCAACUUAUACAUGAAACAUCGAUUCUGUGUAUUAGUAUGUCAUACUGAAAGAAAUCGAUUUCCCACUUAGGCUUGGGUCCCCUUCUCUAGAUGCGUCAUGCAUAUGCAACUAUUGCUCAAUCCAAACCUAUCCCGGGCAGGUCAGUGAGGACGAUCUACACUGUUGUUUAAGGUCAAAGCUGCUCCAGCGAGUCUUCCGUGAGAUAGUGCCAUGUUAUGCACGCACAGAGAAGGCCGAAUGUUUGGGUUUCUUUUCUGCAGGGUUUCUCGCUGUAUUUAAUAUACAUUGUGUGGGUGCUGGGGCACAACUACGACAUACCUUUCCCCAAACAGAGGCAUUCUGCAUUUUGCCUGUUUUAGAACCUUUGCCUACCAAAUGUGGGAGCCGCGUGGUACGUCUGUGGUGGGCAGUGCCGGGAAGUCCUCUGGGGCUGAGAGUCAACCCACAGCAGCUACAGACCAGCAUGGUGGAAAAGGCUGGGGCGAGGCCUUCUUGAAAAUGUUUUCUUUCCCCCACAGAGAGAAUGUUUCGGGCCUCACAGGUUCUGCUGAUCAGCAUCCUCAGGGCCACGAUACUAGCCUAUUCUCAAAGAUUUUUGAAUGUUUGGUGCAGGCAGUAUCUCUCU
Molecule: messenger RNA, 2963 nt
Organism: Octodon degus (degu)
Lineage: Eukaryota; Metazoa; Chordata; Mammalia; Rodentia; Octodontidae
Gene: Tmem163
Product: transmembrane protein 163
Exons: 8
Coding region: 123-983 (286 amino acids)
Cellular component (GO): synaptic vesicle membrane
Molecular function (GO): zinc ion binding
Source: RefSeq, a predicted model, not a curated record